AUGGCUGCGCAAGAUUAUCGACGUGCCGGUCUGCCAGCUCCCGUGGUCGACUUCGGCAUUUACAAGGCUACGAUGUUCUGGCGAAACGAGAAGAGCAAUCGUUCGCUGGGCAAGAUGGCUGAGCGAUACACUGUCUGGCUGAAGCUGGAGGAUGACACGAUCGUCGAGGACGUCAUCGAUUGGCGAGCAGCCGGCGCGGGCCGCAACUGUUACUUCUUCCGAGAUCAUCCUCUCGCACUGAAACUCUUCGUAGAUGACACGCAGCAGUGGAAUCAUAACCAGAUAGAACAGGAAGCCUGGUGUGAAUGGCUGCCGCGGCUGCCGCAGCAUCUGACAGUCUUGACUGACAUCAGUGACGACGUAGAGGUUGUCUGUGCCUGCAAACGUGCCUUUCACGCUGGCCUGACGUUCUACGCCAACCUGCACAUGGACAAAAUUUGCCUGGACGAGGUUACCCAGCAGUGGAUCUUUAUUGAUCUGGAGAUAUUCCAAAAGGUGCCUCCUCACUUCACGUUUCGGAUAGCGUUGCAAACAGCCGCGAAGUUCCUACUCCGGCGGACGUCUCUUCGCUUCACCCCGAGAGCCUUCCAGGUGUUCCGGAGCUUGGCGGCAGAGCACAUUCAGGGCGAAUCGACAGACAUGGACAUCGUAUCUCUCCGAGCCAAGCUGGACGAGGCCAACGCCGUAGAUGCCACGCACGGCGUCGCUGGAACUACCGACUCGGAAUGGGAAGGCGUUCCAGCGACUGCCCAGGAGAGGCUGUCCGCGGGCUGCAUCCUUGCUGCGCAGGCUCGGCCGUACGUUUUGCCUUCAUGCGCGCGUAUUGUCCAGAGUGCUUGCAUUAUGUUUCGUUUGGAUGUUUUGUAA
This is a messenger RNA of Symbiodinium natans, 867 nucleotides long. Lineage: Eukaryota; Dinophyceae; Suessiales; Symbiodiniaceae. The record is from the annotation of a GenBank genome assembly.